Colossoma macropomum (tambaqui) is the source of this 6608-nucleotide messenger RNA. It is a transcript of the gene e2f1, whose product is annotated as E2F transcription factor 1. The coding region runs from base 1223 to 2542 and encodes 439 amino acids. The transcript is spliced from 7 exons. Gene Ontology annotation, biological process: G1/S transition of mitotic cell cycle; regulation of transcription by RNA polymerase II. Gene Ontology annotation, cellular component: Rb-E2F complex. NCBI's taxonomy places the organism in Eukaryota, Metazoa, Chordata, Actinopteri, Characiformes, Serrasalmidae. The record is from RefSeq and is a predicted model, not a curated record. Gene Ontology annotation, molecular function: RNA polymerase II cis-regulatory region sequence-specific DNA binding; protein dimerization activity; DNA-binding transcription factor activity, RNA polymerase II-specific.
ACAGUCCAAAGAACCCUUUAAGCGCUGCCUUUACUAAAGAACCCAUGAAGAACCGUCUUUUUAGGAGUGUAGUCGACAGUUUCCACUGGAAGCGUUGCUGUGAGGAACGGGUGCGGCGGCCAAUCAGAGAUCAGGCGAACCGUGACGUACAGGGACGUUCUGGGCCAAUCGUCUGGCUGAGUUUCGGCACGUGCCAGUUUUCGCGGCAAAAAAGAUUUGGCGCGUAAAAAGCUGGAGCCGAUCAGCUGAGACAAAAAAACAACAACAACGAAAACGGCAGCAGCAACAAAGGAGGUCAUUUCGGGGAGCGGAGGGCGACCGAGCGGCCAACCUGCGGGCAGAGAGCGGCUCUCAGAGGCACAACCGGAGGCUUUAUUUGGAGAUGAGCGGCGGGGUGGCAGGAUUAUUGUGCUGCUGAACAGAGAAGCUUCCUGAAUGAGUUUGUUUUGGUUUUUUUUUUCGGUCGCGGGCUGAAAGAGAAACUACGGGCCGCCAGCAGAUGAAACUUUUCUUCUUUCCUUCACUCAGGUGUUCGUUCGUUCUGCUCCUGGUCGCGCCUUCCGAAGGAAAGGUUUGGUGAAAAUGUGCAGAGGUUUGACUGAGUGUGAAACCUUUGGCCUGAGUGAGUCUCCUCUGUCAGUUAGCAGUGCAGCUAAGCUAGGCUGCCUGUAGCUGCAGUCAGGGCCUAAAGCUCAAAUAAGGCACAUCUGGGUUAGUAAUUUAUGCACUGGUUACUAAUAUAUUCAUAUUUUACCACUUUUAGGCUUCUGUAGCUCGUGUUUGGAGGAGUUUACCUUCAGCUGCGGGUCUUUCAGCUGUAGGUUACAAGUGCAGUUUUCAGGAUUGGGAUCCUGCUUUAACGUGCAUAACAGCAGAUGACACGCUUUUUGGCCGCUUAGCUAACUUUCCUGCUGUCCUCUCGCAGGAGUUUGUGUAGUUCUGUGGUUUGGGCUGUGAAAGCCGGGGCUCUCCGUGACCCAGUUAGGUUAGCCAGGUUAGCUAGCUCAGCUGGUCCGGUCACUUCAUAUGAAUGAAAGCUCCGUGUCGGGGGGUCAGUCUGCUCUGGGACCUCUCUCUGUUAAGUAUAUAACCGUGUCGAGGUCAUCUGCCCGUGUGAGAAUGGCCGAGGACAGUGUUCUCACUUCCUUCAGUGCGUUUUCACUCAGAGCAGCUCAGCGAAGCCUCGCCUGAGCCUGAAGUUUGACGGAGACACCCAGCGCUUAUGAACACACAGCCCCCCUUUAAUGCCAGCAUGUCAGAGACCUUCAUAUCGGGCCACACGUCCGAGGACCUGCUGGCCGACUUCGAGUCGCUGUUGAACAGCGGCAGCAUCGACCUGAGCGCCGAGCACCAGAUUGUGAUCAUCUCCACCCCCAGCAGUGUGGACCUCCACCCGGCCGCGUCACACCCCGCGGGCGGGGACAUCCUGCUGUUCGCCACUCCGAACACCACCCCGGCCCCCGUGCAGGAGACCCGCAGACCCGCGCUGGGACGACCACCGGUGAAAAGGAAGUUGGACUUAGACAGCGAUCACCAGUACCUGAGCAGUAACGGACCACCGUCACAAAUUCCAGCCCCCCCGGCCACACCCGCUCCCAGAGAGAAGUCUCGCUAUGACACGUCACUCAAUCUCACCACCAAGCGCUUUCUGGACCUGCUGGCCCAGUCUUCUGACGGGGUGGUGGACCUGAACUGGGCUUCGCAAGUUCUGGACGUCCAGAAACGUCGUAUCUAUGACAUCACUAACGUCCUGGAGGGCAUCCACCUGAUCUCCAAGAAGUCAAAGAACCACAUUCAGUGGCUUGGGAACCGAAUUGACGGCGCGUCCGUGGCGCGGUAUCAGGAGCUGCAGAGGGAAGUGUCUGAACUGUCCGAGGCUGAAGAUAAACUGGAUGAACUCAUCAGCAAGUGCAACCUGCAGCUCAGGCUGCUCACUGAGGACUCCAACAACAAGAAGCUGGGCUACGUGAGGUGUCAGGACCUGCGGAACACGGUGGACCCUCCAGAUCAAAUCGUCAUGGUGAUAAGAGCCCCUCCGGAGACGCAGAUGACCGUCUCAGAGCCCAGUCAGGGCUAUCAGAUCUCUCUGAAGAGCACCAACGGCCCCAUCGACGUCUUCCUGUGUCCAGAGGACAGCUCUGGGGUUUGUAGCCCUGUAACAGAUUGUAGUCCUGCCAAAUCAUCCAGUCACAGCCCUCCUCAGACUACCUCGACCGCACCGGAAGCAGCAUCAACUCCAUCGACUCUUCCAAGUGCCUCGCCGCUUCCUCUGGGUAACGAGUCAGAGUCGUUCCUGGACACGUUUUCUGGCAUUUGCGAGAUGCCUGAUUUCGAUCUCUCCGCGCUCGGCUCGUCGGACUUCCUGCUGGAGCGCCCUGUUUCCGGCGGCGCGGUUGGCGACGCUUUCGGCCUGCCGAUAGACAGCUUCAUCAGCUUAUCUCCGCCCCACAGCCCUGACUACCACUUCGGGCUAGAGGAGCACGAGGGCAUCAGCGAACUGUUUGACUGCGACUUCACUGACCUUGGCCCGCUGGAAUUCUGAGAGAAGGAGUGAGAAGGGCAGAGAGAGAGAGAGAGAUGGUGCAGAUGAACUGUGGUUUUGUCGUGCGCUGGAGUGCAAUGGGCUCUCUUUACUUUAGCACUUGCAUUGUUGCUGAUGCUUCAGGCGCUCUAUACCAUUAGGCCUGCACCAUAUAGAUGAGGUUCCGUAUUGCGAUUAUAUCGCAGUUAUGAUGGAACAUUUAGGCCUGAGCAAAAGGAUUUACACUUGUUUUAUCACAUGAAUACUUACCAUUCAUCAGUAUACACACAGUAAAUCAUAGGGUGGAAUGAUUUAUCCUUUUUAUAUCAAAAUCGCAAUUUGAAAGUGCAAUUUUCAAAAUUGCAAGAGCUGCAAUUAAAAAAUGACGUCUUACAUUAUUCAGAGUUGUCAGCAAGUUUUCAGUGGUUUGGCCUUAACAAUGGGAAAAUGAAUGCACUGGUCUUCUUGGGUAAAAAGGCUUGGAGCUUAACUUAAAAAUAAAAAUAGGCGCAUUUAAAUUGCCGUUGCAGGAUUAAUCAAAAACAUUGAAAUUAGAUAUUUUCCCUAAAAUGUCCAGCCCUAAUAACUUGCCUGGCACUGUAAUUGGUCAGGAUACUCACAUCACACAGUAACCAACGCUGCAGUUGGUUAGAGAGCUUAUCUGUGUACUGCAGCCUUCUGCACCGUCAAUAUUGCGAUUGCUUUUAACAGGUUCUAUAUCAUGCAGCCUUGUUUACAAACCACGCACAAUGCCUCUCUCUCAGUGAAGUAAAACAAGUGUGGUGGCUUUAACGCACUUGCUGCAUCAUGUUAAAAGGGCUACAGCUCAGCGCUGCCUUAGACACAUUUUACCAGCACUUGGGUCGUCUUAAAGCUCCGGUUUCUUUAGAAGCUUUAGAUGGCCGCUUAAUUUAUUUAUAGAAUCCUAUAAUCUCUUUUUUUCUCUCUUUUUAAAUUGUUUGUUUGAAUUUUAACGUGUAAAGUUGAGGGUUUUUGUGCUACGUUGUAUAUUUGAAUCGUAACUGACGAGGUCUGGUGGGACGAGGUCGCGCGCUCAGGAGAAUAGAGAAUACAGAGUAGACCAGUUGAACGUUCAGGAAUUCAGGAAGGUUGUUUGUGUUUAGAUCUGCGUUCGUAUAUGUACAGCAUGUCUGUAGGGUGCCUUGGUUGGCUGGCAAGUUUAGCGGAUGUUUUUCAAUGGUCACAGUCACAUUUGUCCAUGUCCAGUGUUCACUGAGGGAAUGUGUGGUUGUUUUUUCUUUUUUUCUUUUGUUUUUUCUUUUUUUUCUUUACCUUUUUUUUUUGUUUAAGUUUUAAACAUCAAUCUUUCAGGCUAUAAAAUCUCAUUCUCUACGUCUGAUUUCCGAAUUGCCGUCAUAAUUAUGGUUCUGUCUUGGUUUUUAGAAAUGACAGACAUGUUGGUUCUGGGUUUUGUGGUUUUUGGUUUGUCUGCGUUUUUCGUUUUACUGCCAACGUGCUGUCAAAGUUAGCGGUCUACUAAUAUAUUGCACCAUACAAAACUGAUGUGGGUGGUCAUAACCCCCCCCCACUUUAAUCUCUUACAAAUACAGUUUUGAAUUAUAAUUCAAAACUUUGUUUGUUUUGUACAGUCUUGGAAAAAAAAAUAUUUUAUUAUUGCUUUAUAUUUAUUGGAUUGUUUUUGUUUGUUUUUGGGUACCGCAGUUGUUUAGACAGUGUAGUACUUUUUUCAGAACAGAAAUGUUAUUUUUCCUAGUUUCUUUUCACAAGCUGAAUAGAUUAAACUAUAAUUAUAUGUGCUAGAUCUUAUAUAUCUCCUCUACGCGAACUAAUCGUACCUCCAGCUUCUCUGAAGGCUGCAUGUCGUUGUAGAAAGCUACUAUUCUUCUGGUUUAUAUACACAAAUGGAUUUUAGGUUUCCAAUAACCAGCAACUCCUGUUGUUUCAUGCUUUCAGUGAACAGAUCAAGGGUCAUUUUUACAAAAUCAAACAUUUUCAGCGUCCAGUUCCAAAACAAAACACUGGCUUUAAAAAGGAAAAUACACUUGUAACCAGUUUUAAUGUUUCACGGCUGGUUUCACAGACGUGGAUUAAGCACCGUCUUGGACUAAACUGCAUUGCAAAUGGGGAAUCGCCAUUGAAAGUUCUAGGAUUAGGCUUAACCUGGGUCUGUGAGGCUAGCCCUUAGUCUCCAGCUCUUGUAGUCUCGUAUAGUAUGUUGUGCAGUAGAGAUUCUGAGCUAUGUUAGAAUUUGUGAUAAGCUAUUUACUUUGUACAUGAGUUUGAAGCGACCGUAUGCGAGGGUCCCACCUGUAUGUAAAUUAGUCUGGGCUCUGAAUCCCUGAAUUGUUCUUUUGGAAGGCAGCUUAUGAACAGUUGUGUGCAAAAGUUUGGGCGCCCCUGGUCAAACGACAUGCUUUGUUGAGGUGAAAAUAAGUGAACACACCUAAAAAUGACACGUUUCUGCAAAUUGUAGUGCAUAGUGUCUGUUUGCUUUAGCAUAUCGGUCACGUUUUACCUUUUAUUUUUUCACAAUAUGUUCAAUCAGCAGACAAACAGUUAAGUUGUGUAUGAAAAUGUGCAGACGUGUGUUCUCCGUGGAGAACGUGUUCACUUAGAUUCAGAAAACCAGCAAAACAUACAACAGUAAUUUGGCCGGAGGCGCCCAAACUUUUGCUUACAACUGUAUGGAUUUGUGUGCGUGUGCUUGAGUGAGUGACUGUGUUGGAUUAAUAUAGCUGUACUAUAGACAUGGACAAUGUUAAAUUUGCAAAUUUGCUAAGUGGAAAAAAUUGGGGUUUGUAUGUGUGAAGCUGUAUGGAAUUUUUUUUUCUUUUUUUUUUUUUUUUUUUUGGAGGUUUUGCUGGUUAAACGGAUCUGAUCUGUUGGGGAAUUUUACCGUGUUGGGCUGGAUGAAAGGGGCUGAAUUUUCAAAAUUUCUGUGUGAAUUCAGUUGUUACAUCAUUCAGAGUGGUUUGAUGAGAAAUGGUUCAUUGUAGAGAAACUUACUGACUCAGAUUUCUUCACAGUGGUGCUGAUAGGAACCAGGGGAUGCAAUGCCUACAACACAAAGAUAGCCAUUUUAUUUACCAUCCAAAAUGACCAGUGAACCUACACACGUCUUCUGAGUUUUAUAUAUCGUCAUUGUUGAAACAAAACAGUGUUAUCUUUAAUAUCUUUAAUAUCUAGAUAUCUAGAUUUAAUAUCUAAGUAAUUUUCGAACUUUUAGAUCCAUUUAUCGUGACAUUUUAACACAAUGCAAAGGGUAACUGGGGGUUUCCAAUUAGGAAAAGAAGAAAAAUGCAAGAUAAAAAUUGAAAAAUAAAAAUAAUUUAUUAAUUUAUACUUUAUUAUUAGUUUUUGUGCAACAACGUUAUAGUGGAAAAUUUUAAAAAAUAUGGGUUUUUUAUGGAACUAAUUUUUUCUUUCAAUGCCCUGCGUGUGCUUCAGCUAUGAAUUGCUUAAAAAAUACAUUUUACUCCAAAAAUCUAUCUCAGAAUUAUCAUAAAUAAUGUCUCAGACGUCAGGCAGUGCAUUCAUAACCAUUUCAAGUUAUAACUUUCUGUGAGGGAAGUUUUAGAGGCAUUAAACACUUCAGAUGUUUGGUUCCUUUCACCACCACUGUGAACAGUUCUGACUCAGUAAGUUGCUCUAGAACAGAACAUUUCACACCAAACCACUCCGAAUAACUUUAUUUACAUUAUAUUUACAUUACAACCAUUUUAUUAUGCAGAGAUUUUGUGAAAUCAGUGGAGUCCCCCUUUACGUUUCGGGAUUAUUCCGUCUUCUCAUUGGUUGAUUUCAGUUUGCUGCAUGUGUUGUUGAAUGAAUGUUCAUUGAUCAUGAAAUUACAGCCUUAAAUCUAAUGUUUCACUCAGAACUCAAUAAUAAUAGGCUAGAGGUUUGAAUCAAUAUUCAGCAUUCACAUUAAUGAUCUGCUGACCUGUGUUGUGGCUAAACCAAAUGCCUUUUUUCUAUACAAAUUACAGCUUGGAGAAACCCAAGCAUCAAUCAUUUGUAUCAUUUUUUUUCACUGCCUGUCAGAAAACAAGUCAUAGAUAAUGUUUCUGUUUUAAAACAAUACAAAUAAAUCAGUUGUCUCCCCCCA